UGCUUGUCGGUGGGAGAGCUUCACAUUCUAGUCUUCUUGAUCAUCCCAAGGACACCCGUGGUCCCUUGGUUGGUCGAUUGACAAUGUGGCAGAUCUCUCCCCUCGCUCCGCCUUUCGUUCCUCGCGCACACGGUCAUCACCUCGGCCGUCAAGAGAACGACUCUGCUCGCCAGCUGUUGGAAACAAUAUUGGAGACAGCGGAAGGAGAGAUGCCUCAACAAGCGUACAAGGUCGAGGAACUGCUCGCCAUGCGGGACUCGGUGUCGGAGUCGGCCGUGUCGAUCGAGAAGUUCCCCAACGAGGACGCCAUCAAAGAGCACGUCCUCCGCGGUUCUGCAUCUGUCUCCUUCAUCGGCAGUCGCUCCGACGGCAACAGCGCGCACCUGUCGACCGCAAGCAAGCCCGCCGCCAUUGCCAACAACACCGCGGGAAAGAAGCCAUCGCCCUCGCCCUCAGUCAAGCGCGGCAAAGCAGAGGCACUCCUCAAGGAGCACGGCAGUCCGCCCGGUCUCCGUGUCACGGCUGGUGGACGCAUCGUUCCCAGCGACCUUCCUCCCCUCGGCGGACCGCGCUACCCGUACGGCAGCUUCAAGGGCCAGAGCUCGACUCAGCAGUUCUCUCCACCGCUCACCUUCCCGGCACAGCCUGCGACCGACUUCCUGAAGGGCCUUCCCUUCCCCAACGCGCUCGCCUACGACUCGUUUGGCCAGCCCUGUGUUUACACUAACGACCAGAUCAUUCCCUUGGCCGCCUUCGACACGUUCAACUCAGCACUCCGGACCGCGAACAAUUGGAUGUAUCCCGUCAUGACUCCUGCUAACGGUACCGUCAACCACGGUGGCAACGCCAACCAUCUCACCGUGCCCGCCUUCGCCAUGCCCGGCAGUCGCAACGGCUCCUCCACCAAUCUCGGCAUGGGCGCCCAGCCCGACUCGCUCCUCGAGCUCCCCCGUCUCAAGAAGGAGAUGGCCACCAAGCAGGCUGAGCACCGCUACUUGGAGCAGACCCAGGUUCUCGAGCGGGAUCUGCACACCGAGGAUUGGAACAGUAAUCUUGUCACCAAGAAGAAGCUUCUCGUCACUGAGAUCGACCAGCUCCGACGACAGAUCAAGGCCCUCGAGGCCAAGCCGAUGCCUGCUAUGAGCCCCAACCACCGCGGCGGCUUCAACCCGCAGUAUCAGCAGCCGGCUCACUCGAACUACUCGCAGAUCGCGCUCCCCGUCAACCACAUGGGCGCGUCGCAGAACGGCAUGUUCAACUCCGCGACCAUGCUCUACCCCAACGGCUAUGUCGCACCAGGCAUGUCUACCGACCUGGUGCCAUAUUCUGUUCAUGGUGCUGCUCUGCCCAUCAACAAUGACGCGACCAACCACGCGAUUCAGAUGCAAGAGUCCCCGAAUCUGCCCAAUUCCGCCACUCGUCGAUCCCAUGCUGUCGAGAUCAAAGCUCCUCGCGAUGGCUUCAAGCAGCCUGUCACUCAGGGUUCCAGCCUUGAUCCGACGAGCCCGACUUACGAGCCAAAGGGCAACAAUCAAGCCGGCAACAACGGAAUGCAUGCGCCAUUCAUCCCACCCACUCCUUCACCGAUUCCGUCGCCAACCCCGCAUGAGGGUGUCUCGUCCAAGCACGCCUGGCUGUUUGAGAACAAAGAUUCUCCCGAGAAAUCAGGAGCCACUCGCAACAACUCCCAGCGCACCGUCCGACACAAGAACAGCGUCUCGAGCGUUACCACUGCGGAUUUCUUCCCCACAAAUACGCACGAGCACUCGUCUACUAGGAUGGCGCCCCUGACGUCUACCGAGAACUUGCAGGUAUCCGUGACGAAGAACGCUGGCCCGACCACUCCUGAAAAGAACUGGCCAAAUAGCCCAUGGAACAGCGGUGCUGGCAGCCGUGGAGAGAAGCCCCGAUCUGCUCUCUCAACCCAGGUCUCGCCUUUGACCAAUCGUGUAUCGUCCUUCAACCAAGACCUCAUGUUACAGGUCUCGAAUGCAGGUUCACAGCCCCCAAGCUACAUGGGCACUCCCAAUGCGUCUGUUCGCGCUUCCAAGGCCAUGGUCCCAGGCCAACUCAGUGCUCCUGUUAACUGGCCCACCCCACUCAAGUCGAAGCGCGGGAAGCACAUGUUGACUACCUAUCAGGAAGGCUACCAGGCUGGUCUGAUGCAUAAAGGCCUUCCAGACGUUCUAGAAGUUAUACAGGGGUACUCAGAAGGCCUCACAGAAGUUCUCCGGGAGCCGGUCGUUUUCCUUCGCGGAAUGGCUGUGCGAAAUGAAGGUAGCGACACCCAGGCCUCCAAGCGCUCGGCGAAAGAGAACACCGGCAGCGGCUUGACCCCACACGACUCAGCAGUAAGCUUGUCUUUCCCUUCCCAGCAACAGUUUGACCAGAAUGCUCGCUCGCAGGAGAAUGUUCGCAUGGGACCGCCGAGCGCCCUGUUCAGCCCUAACAAGAACAUCUGGGAGGAUCAACAGCCUUUCAACAACCGUACCAUGGAGUUCGUCAACAAGGUCAUUGAGUUUCAGAAGGUUGCAGAGCAGUCUCCGGGUCCCAAUACUUCCGCCGCAUUCUGCCAGAACGUCAUCGAGCUCCAGAAGCUGCAUCGGCGUGAAUCAGAGCGCGAGGCGCGUCUUGGACUGUCGCCUGUGACGAACGGCAGUGAUUCACUCGCCGAAUCGCAGUACGGCAAUGGUCACUCGAUGGCGCUGCAGCGUUCUCCCGCCGAGAACACGAAUCAUCACUCGCUUCCACGUGGAUUCCAGAUGGGCGCGUUCAACAAAACUGGCUCCUCUACCGGCCCUCAGCGUGUCUACCCGGGCCACUACGACUACGUUCCGCCAACUCCAGGCCACAACCCCGUUGGCACCAUUGGCGCUGGUCGUAGCAAGGACCAACGUGUUUCUGGUCUCGACGGAGCUAUGGACGAGCUCGCUGAGAUGAUUGAGCCGGUCACGAUCACGAGUGUCGACAAUGACAGUGCUGAGGCCUCCUGCUUCAGGUCCUCUUCCAAUAAGGCUGGCAAGCGGAAGUCUUCCUCUCCAACCAAGGGUCCUGCUUCUUCCAACAAGGCCAGCAGGCAGUCUCCCGCCAAGGCCGGUCUUGAGAAUGCCUUGAACCGGGUCCGCUCCCACAAGCAGGAGGACACCAAGGAGGAGAAGGCCAAGUGGCGCGAGGACUGGCGCAAGCGCUUCCGCCAGAUCAAGGCCAAGGAGGCCGAGGAGAUCGAGCAAUACAAGAAAGCUAAUCCGCUCUCGAACUAAGCAUCAACGGCACGGGAUGACUGCUUGCGGAACAAAAGUCUUACCUUACAUCGCUUCUCGCAACCUUUUCAUCUCGACGUCGACGACGCACCUUUGGAUGCUGGCGUAGCCAUUGCCUCUGGAAAUUCUCUUUUGG
This is a messenger RNA of Mytilinidion resinicola, 3396 nucleotides long. RefSeq lists its product as uncharacterized. The coding region runs from base 84 to 3260 and encodes 1058 amino acids. The record is from RefSeq and is a predicted model, not a curated record. The transcript is spliced from 2 exons. NCBI's taxonomy places the organism in Eukaryota, Fungi, Ascomycota, Dothideomycetes, Mytilinidiales, Mytilinidiaceae.